Galeopterus variegatus (Sunda flying lemur) is the source of this 2411-nucleotide messenger RNA. RefSeq names its product TERF1 (TRF1)-interacting nuclear factor 2 (gene TINF2). Gene Ontology annotation, molecular function: telomeric repeat DNA binding. NCBI's taxonomy places the organism in Eukaryota, Metazoa, Chordata, Mammalia, Dermoptera, Cynocephalidae. The transcript is spliced from 9 exons. Bases 906 to 2267 code for a protein of 453 amino acids. The record is from RefSeq and is a predicted model, not a curated record. Gene Ontology annotation, biological process: telomere capping; regulation of telomere maintenance via telomere lengthening. Gene Ontology annotation, cellular component: shelterin complex.
CACGAAACACACCAAAGUCAAGGGUUUGGUUCCCCAUACCUGCCAGCCGCCAAAAACAAACAAAAAACCCCCAAACUACACGAUACAGAAAUAACGUAGAAAAGCACAAAAAAUUAGCUACAAUCCUACCAUCCUGAGAAAACCAGACUAACAGUACUUCUCCAACCUCUUAUUUUAGUUUUUGGAGGCGGGCGCCCUCUUCUGUUUUGUAAAACGAACAGUCGAAUUCCUGCCGGAAGCGGCGCACCCCCUGGGAAAGGCUUUGCAGGCGCUGGAUCGGGGUGUGGGAUUUAAGGAAUUUUACUUCACAGGGUGAAGACGACGGCAGGGGGAGGUGGCAUGAUCCCCGCUUUACAGACUAGGAGGUCGAGUAUCAGAGGAGUGACGUGACUCCCCUGCAGGAUCGGCGAAGAAAGGCAGCUGCCGAGCGGCCGGAAGGGCCCAAAGGAGUAGCCUCCGCGGCCUCAGCAGCCAACCGACUCAGGUGGCCAGGGCGGCACCGGAUCUGCUGGGGCGUGGCCUUGUGACGCAAACGCCACUCGUCCCUCUGUCUGGCCGCCUAUUGGUUCUCUCUUACCGCCCUUUUCCGGGGCAAGGGGAAGAAGUUGCAGAGUGGGAAGUGAGGUACCCUCGGGUUCCAGACUGCCGCGGCCUUUCCAGCUAAGGGACCUGGUUGGUGCCAUUGGUGACGGCCAGCUUCUCCAUUCAGGCACCAGCCCUAGCUAGGAGAAGACCCCCCAAAUUCUGCUGGCCUAUGGAAGUGAGCUGAGGCGGAUCUCCAAGUAGCCGGCACAGAUCGAAAGAUCCGAGCCGCGGAGGGAAGCUCCGCCCCUAGGCGGGGUCGUGAAGUCUUGCCUGGGUGGGAGAAACCCGAAGGGGCCGCCCCGGGGCGGAGCCCGGUAGCCAUGGCCGCGCCCCCGGGGGCCGGUCCCGCUUCUCUGCGCAUCGCAGCCGCAGCCAGCUGGCGAGUCGUGUGCGGACGCUACGUGGAGCAUUUCCCACGAGUACUAGAGUUUCUGCGAUCCCUGCGCGCAGCGGCCCCUGGCUUGGUUCGCUACCGGCACCAUGAACGCCUCUGUAUGGGCCUACAGGCCAAGGUGGUGGUAGAGCUGAUCCUGCAGGGUCGGCCUUGGGCCCACGUCCUGAAUGCCUUGAAUCACCAUUUCCCGGAAUCUGCACCUGUAGUGCGGGACCCCAAAGCUACAAAGCAGGAUCUGAGGAAGAUUUUGGAGGCACAGGAAACAUUUUGCCAGCAGGUGAAGCAGCUGUCGGAGACCCCUGUGGAUUUGGCCUCGAAGCUGCAGGAACUUGAACAAGAAUAUGGGGAACCCUUUCUGGCUGCCAUGGAAAAGCUGUUUUUUGAAUACUUGUGUCAGUUGGAAAAAGCACUGCCUACACUGCAGGCACAGCAGCUUCAGGAUGUGCUGAGUUGGAUGCAGCCUGGAGUUUCUAUCACCUCUUCUCCUGCCUUGAGCCAAUAUGGUGUGGACAUGGGAUGGCCACUUCCAGAGUGCUCUGUUACUGAUUCACUGAAUCUGACAGAGCCCAGGGAACAGACUCCUUCUCAGCAACCAAGACUAAUACUCCACAAUCCUCUACCAAAAGCCAAGCCUGACCCAGACUUUCCUCAGGGACCAGCUUCAAGAAAGCACCCAGAACCUCUAACUGGACACCACUUCAAUCUGGCCCCACUAGGCCGACGAAGAGUCCAGUCCCGAUGGGUGUCCACUAGGAGAGGACAUAAGGAGCGCCCCACGGUCAUGCUGUUCCCCUUUAGGAGUCUGGGCUCACCAACCCAGGUCAUAUCUAACCCUGAGAACAGGGAAGAACAUGGAAUACAUGCAGCAGAUCCAGCAGGUUUUGUGGGUACAAGAGCAGCCUUUUCUGGAAAGUCUACGAGUCCAUCCCAGACCCUGGGGGCAAGAGUUCUGAGAGAGAACCCAGUUGACUUGUCUGCCUCAAAACGAAAGGAGAAUUGUUUGGAUUGCUACAUGGACCCCCUGAAACUAUCAUUAUCGCCUCCUAGGACCAGAAAGAAAGCGUGUCCUCCAUCCCUGUGCAGCUCUGUCAUUACCAUAGGGGACUUGGUUUUGGACUCUGAUGAGGAAGAUAAUAGCCAGAAGGAAGGAAAGGAGUCUCUGGAAAACUAUCAGAAGACAAAGUUUGACACCCUGAUCCCCACCUUCUGUGAAUACUUCCCCCCUUCUGGCCCCAGUGCCAUGCCUGUCCCUUCCCAUGACCAUAUAGACAGCUCUAAACCCCUAUAAUAGGAAAGGAAUGCCCUCUGCCCAUCUCCUGCCUCCUCAGCUCUGCAAGCAAUUUAGUGGAAAUGAAGUGGAAGCCCAGGCUUGGGUUGACUACAAUGCUAAAUACUUCAUGAUGCUUGAUAAUUAAUUAAACUUUGGAUUUGC